AUCUUUUCUCUUAUCUUCUUGAACAUUGUAAGCAUUGUUAUUUUCAAGCUUGGGUCUGGAGAUAUUGUAGAUCUCUUUUUAUUUUCUGAUUUUUUUUUCCUUUUGGUUUUCAUUUAUGUUGUCUUGUCUCCUUCUGUGCCAGACAUCUAUUUGAAAAAUUAUUUGUAGAAAUGAUUUAGGGACUAGAAUGAUGUUAUCAUCCUCUGUCAGGCACUUGAGAGCACUGAAAAUCUGGGAUCACUUCCAUCCAUUUUUAGGGCUUGAGAAGAUUUGAAACUGAGCUACAGUACCUGUAAGUGCCUGCAUCUUGAUUUGCCCUUAUUUAUAUCGUGGUAUCCUUUGGGGUUCCAUCCCAAAGGAAAAAACUUUAGUUAGGGGCCCAUCAUGACGGGGCUUGUACUUCAAAACCUGUUCCCCAUCUCUACAAGGCUGUCAGUAGUGCUACUCAGGCUCUCGGUGGCCGCCUCCAGAAAAUGCAAAUUCCCCAAUUGAAAAGUGUCCUCAAGUACUGGUCUUACCUCUCUAGGUCCCCAGCUUUCCCAGAAUCAUGAUCUUGUAACUCCUUAUUGUCUUAUUCUCUCUCCAAUGCUUUACAUAUAUGUUUUAUAUAUUUUGUCCAGUUUUUCUAAUUGUCAUUUGCAGGACAGUUGGUCCAAAUUACCUUACUUGUUCUUACUGUAAGCCAAAGUUAAAUAUUGAUGUCUGUUACUUUUUUCCUAGCACACCAUAGAGAUGCUCCAAUUGCUGGAGUUAUUCUUGAAUUGGUCAGUAGGGCAAGGAUUUUUCCCUGGCUGCCCAGACACUUUUCAGAGAAUGCUGGAAGUUGGCCUUCUGAGUUCCUGCAGAUGACAGAGCAGAUGCACCAUGGUAGGAUUCAAUCAGACCUCAUCUAUGAUAGGUUUCAUUCUCCUGGGACUCUCUGCCCACCCAAAACUAGAGAAAACCUUCUUUGUGCUCAUCCUGAUGAUGUACUUGGUGAUCCUACUGGGAAAUGGUGUCCUCAUCCUGGUGACCAUGCUUGACUGCCGCCUACACACGCCCAUGUAUUUCUUCCUGGGGAACCUCUCCUUCCUGGACAUCUGCUACACAACUGCUGCAGUCCCCCUCAUUCUUGAGAGUUUUCUCGCUCCCAGGAAAGCCAUCUCUUUUUCAGCCUGUUUUGGGCAGAUGUUUCUCUCCUUUGCCAUGGGAGCCACAGAGUGUGUACUCCUGAGCAUGAUGGCAUUUGAUCGAUAUGUGGCCAUCUGCAAACCCCUUAGAUACCCUGUGGUCAUGAGCAAGGCUGCCUAUGUGCCUAUGGCUUCUGGUUCAUGGGCAGCUGGUAUCAUCAACUCUGUAGUACAGACUGUUCAGGCAAUGCGGCUGCCCUUCUGUGGGGACAAUGUUAUCAACCACUUUACCUGUGAGAUCCUGGCUGUCCUGAGGUUGGCCUGUGCUGACAUCUCCAUCAAUGUGAUCAGCAUGGUUGUGGCCAACAUGAUCUUCCUUGCAAUCCCAGUUCUCUUCAUUUUUGUCUCGUAUGUCUUUAUCCUUGCCACUAUCCUGAGGAUCCCCUCAGCAGAGGGGAAGAAAAAGUCAUUCUCCACCUGCUCUGCCCACCUCACAGUUGUAGUUGUUUUCUAUGGGACCAUCCUCUUCAUGUAUGGGAAGCCCAAGUCUAAGGACCCACUGGGGACAGACAAGCAGGACGUUUCAGACAAGCUCAUCUCCCUCUUCUAUGGGGUGGUGACCCCCAUGCUCAACCCCAUCAUCUACAGCCUGAGAAACAAGGAUGUGAAGGCUGCUCUGAGGAACCUGGUGGCUCAAAAACACUUUAACUGAGUGUCACAGAUUGCUGGAACACAUGACCUACAAACUCCUUGUUGUACUACAAUGUGGAGAAAUGGUAACCCAGAGAAGUCCAUAGGCUGACAAUGGAAAGAACCUCUCCAUUUCUGGGACUGCUCUGUUAGUUUGUUGGCUUCACACAGAACCAUACCGUAUCAUACCUUAGCUACAUUUUGCUGCCCAAAUCUUAAAUCCUCUGAUACCAGAAUUUAAUGAAUA
This is a messenger RNA of Loxodonta africana (African savanna elephant), 2046 nucleotides long. Its product is annotated as olfactory receptor 13C7-like. The coding region runs from base 865 to 1821 and encodes 318 amino acids. Gene Ontology annotation, molecular function: G protein-coupled receptor activity; olfactory receptor activity. Gene Ontology annotation, cellular component: plasma membrane. Gene Ontology annotation, biological process: G protein-coupled receptor signaling pathway; detection of chemical stimulus involved in sensory perception of smell. Lineage: Eukaryota; Metazoa; Chordata; Mammalia; Proboscidea; Elephantidae. The transcript has a single exon. The record is from RefSeq and is a predicted model, not a curated record.